AUGAGCACCGCACCAUGGGAUAUCUACGCGGAACAACUCACCCAUCUUGGGUAUGGGUAUCCUCUUUGGAUCCCUGAUCCUGCUCCCGGCUCGACUGCAGUGGAAAUCGGCGACGUGGGAUGGAUCAAUGAGGGCGAGUUUCUCCCUCUGUUCAAUGCGUUUAGAGGAGAGCACGAGGCCCAACCUCGGGGUGCGGUACCCAUUGACUAUGUGCCCCUCGACAUCCGCGAGUGCACUGUGGUGGGACCGAGGGAUAGAAUAUCGCAGUCGGUCCUGUGCAGUCGGAGUAUACGCAGGGUGGAUGUAUCCGGGGAGAUUUCGACGACUGUCGUCAACUUCAACUUCGAGUGCACGGACGAAGCAGGCGCGCUCCUCGUCCUCGGGCCGUCCGGACGCACCCAGGACGUCCUAUCAAGGCAGCGCAUCAUCAACUACAUGGAGGCCCACUUCGACCGCUGGCUCGAGUUCGCGAACGCCCGCCUCGGCCUCGGGCUCAAGGAGGACCAGAUCAUGUUCGUCUCCGGCACGACGAAGACCAGCCGGUGGGGCGUCGCCGCGUUCAGAGGCGCGACUCGCGAGAAGCGCGGGACCGUCGUCGGCAACCUCGGUCCGCUCGCCGCGGUCGACUUCUCCUUCUCGCUCUCGGACGCGCAGCUCUCGUCUACCCACUACAGGGCGGGGCCGACGGAGCGGCCUCCGUGUUGCGCGUCUACGUGUGGGGCCGGUCAUCAGCAGGAAGAGUACGAUCAGUGCGUUUUCAUACACUACUAUAAACGGAAGCGUAGGAAAUGGCCUCUCCCCUCCGUCAUCAAAGCCGCUGCGGACCCUGGAGAUCUACCUGGAGACCCAGAUGCUGAUUCGAGCGAUGAAAGCUAUAUGGACGUCGAUCACCGGGAAGUGUCUUCUAUGGACUGUGACUUGGAUGGCUCGGGCGAGGGGUUCCAGCGUUUCCCGCUCCAGGAACAGAGGGUGAGUGUCCCGCACGCAUCGAAUAAAAUCAAUCUUCUUGACGCAGGACUACAGAGUAAAGAUCCUGCGGAUUAUGUCCUCGACUACAUACUUGAGGUCGGGUUCCCUUCGCAUUCAUGCUGCGUCAGGCGUUCUCUAAGUGGUCAAUGA
Messenger RNA from Trametes versicolor FP-101664 SS1, 1119 nucleotides. RefSeq lists its product as uncharacterized. The transcript has 2 exons. The record is from RefSeq and is a predicted model, not a curated record. Lineage: Eukaryota; Fungi; Basidiomycota; Agaricomycetes; Polyporales; Polyporaceae. The coding region runs from base 1 to 1119 and encodes 372 amino acids.